Stylonychia lemnae is the source of this 777-nucleotide messenger RNA. The record is from the annotation of a GenBank genome assembly. Lineage: Eukaryota; Ciliophora; Spirotrichea; Sporadotrichida; Oxytrichidae.
AUGAAUCAACAAAUGGCUGGAGGAAAUGGAAAUUCAGGAGGAAUUCCACACCAUCACAUGGGAUAAAUGAGUGGAGGCCACGGGUACCAGUAAAUGGGAUAGAAAGAUGAGUCUAUUUAGCUGUUCAGUGCUGAAGUUUAAAGAAAUCCAUCAUGUAUAUUCUUCGGUAAUAUUCCAUAUGAUGCAACAGAUCAAGAUCUCAAAGAGACUCUAAACUUAGCAGGACCUUUUAAGGAAUUUAGGCUAAAGAUUGACUAGAAAUCCUAAUAGCCUAAAGGGUUUGGAUUUUGUGAGUAUAAAGACCCAGAUAUUGCAGCUUCAGCUCUUAGAAAUCUAAAUAAGUCGGAGAUAAAUGGACGUAAUCUUAAGGUUGACUAUGCCUCAGACAAUAAGAACGGUACUAAUCUCAAGGAGGAGGAUGUAAAGUUCAGAGACAAGGGUGAGAUCGUAAACCUAAAGGGAGACUAUGUAAAUGACCAUGAAUCAUCAGUAGAGGAAAUCUUGAAUUCUUUAAGCACUGAGUAGGAGUAGUUAUUGCUCUAUGGAAUAAAAGAAAUAUAUGAGAUGAAGAGUGCAGAGAAUCCCAGAAUUUGUGAUCAGAUGAUUGAAAAUUUGGCUUAAGAUGAAAAUUUACUAGAUAACUUGACUAGCAUGCUGGAAAGAGUGCAAGCACUUUAGGGAGGGCCACAGUUUAUGAACUAAGGAGGAAUAUUUCAUUAUAUGCCUUAGCCAGGUCAUGGUGGAGGCUAGGGCUAAUAAUAAUACUACUAUCAAUGA